Molecule: messenger RNA, 636 nt
Organism: Mizuhopecten yessoensis (Yesso scallop)
Lineage: Eukaryota; Metazoa; Mollusca; Bivalvia; Pectinida; Pectinidae
Exons: 4
Coding region: 1-636 (211 amino acids)
Source: RefSeq, a predicted model, not a curated record
AUGACUGAGGCUGAUGAAAACGAAGCGCGUUUGAUUAGAGAACAAGGGAAAGCUGACUGGAGGGCUUUUGUGAUCUCAAGGGGACGUGAACUAAAACCUGGUGGUUUUAUUGUUACCAUGAAUUUGUCAUCCGACGAGGAAAACAACGAUGCGUCACACGUAGAAAACGGAACCAGACUUCUGUUUAGUUUCUUGUCUGACAUGGCAAGAGAAGGUGUAAUAACCCAGGAGGAAUAUCUUGCAACAAACUAUCACGGCCACCAUCUCAGAACGCCAGCUGAUUUUAAGGAGCCGUUUACCAGUGAUUUACCGGAAGUAGGGGAACUCGGACAGGACCUAGUGUCUGUGAAAUCAUUUAAACACUUUCUAAAACACCCGACUUUUAAUAUUAUCGACAAAGGCGAGACGGAGAAGCUGGAGUAUUCCCGUGCAAUAGUUGCUUCUAUCUACCCCUGGCUGCAUCACUCGCUGUAUGAUGGGCUUUCCCUUUCCAGAUCGGAAGAGGAAAAACAGAUGAUUAUUGAUCAAUACUUCAGCAGAUUAGAGGCGUAUGCGUUUGCUAAUUCUGAUCACAAGCCGUACGUAUUCUACACGGAGGUGGUCAUUAAAAAAAGGAUGCAUAAUGAAGGAUUAUAA